Gryllus bimaculatus (two-spotted cricket) is the source of this 307-nucleotide messenger RNA. NCBI's taxonomy places the organism in Eukaryota, Metazoa, Arthropoda, Insecta, Orthoptera, Gryllidae. The record is from the annotation of a GenBank genome assembly.
GCAGAACACGUACACGGGCUACCACCUGGGCUCGUACGCGCCGCAGUGCCCGUCGCCGCCUAAAGACGACCGCUGCUGGGGAAGCCACCAUGGCAACUCGCUGGCCAUUUCCAUGCUGCCGUACGGCAACCGGCAGGCGUCCCCGGACAGAGAAGUCACAGUACAUCGUGCUCAACGUUUGCCUUUUCAUGUCGUGUUAAAGGAACUUGCAAUGGCACUACCUAAAUUGUUACAAGCUAAGCACGGAGGGAAGUUCCGUAUGAAAAUUGUUUGUGGACAUUGCGAGGAAGCAGAACCUUCCCAGUGA